Hemicordylus capensis (graceful crag lizard) is the source of this 1214-nucleotide messenger RNA. RefSeq names its product olfactory receptor 1019-like. Gene Ontology annotation, biological process: sensory perception of smell; G protein-coupled receptor signaling pathway. The transcript has 3 exons. Gene Ontology annotation, molecular function: olfactory receptor activity; odorant binding; G protein-coupled receptor activity. Gene Ontology annotation, cellular component: membrane. The record is from RefSeq and is a predicted model, not a curated record. The coding region runs from base 234 to 1214 and encodes 326 amino acids. NCBI's taxonomy places the organism in Eukaryota, Metazoa, Chordata, Lepidosauria, Squamata, Cordylidae.
CUCUACCUUGUGAAAAGACAGGGCAGGAUGAGAAACAGGAGUGAUGGUGUCCAACUCCCAUCAUUAGGCUGUAUUCCUGAGAUCGUGUGGCGCCACAGGCUUGAGAGUUGUGUCCCCAAGGGCUUAAAAGGUGCAUAUAUAACCUUUUCUGUGCAGAGCAACACCUAGUGAAUUCAGAGAAGGAAAGACACAGAGCCAAAGAUCAAAUUUCAACAGCAAAAAGAAUUUCAUCAAUGAAUAACGAACGCAGCAAGAAAAUGGCUAAAGAAAACCACACAAAGGUGACAGAGUUUGUCCUCCAGGGCUUAGUGGACAGUCCAGAAAUGAAGCCACUGUGCUUUGCUGUGGUAUUACUCAUAUAUGUAGUAUCCCUGAUUGGGAAUCUGGGAAUGAUCAUGUUAAUCAAGAUGGACCGUCAACUCCAGAAACCCAUAUAUUUCUUCCUCAGUCACUUAUCUUUCUUAGAUUUUGGCUAUUCCUCAGCUGUUGCCCCUAGAAUGCUGGGAGAUUCUUUAACACAGAAGACUACCAUUUCAUACAUAGGCUGUGCUUCCCAGAUGUAUUUCUUUGUCUUCUGUACAAGUACUGAGUGCAUCCUUCUGGCUGCAAUGGCAUACGACCGGUAUGUAGCUAUCUGCAAUCCUCUCAUGUAUAUGGUUUCAAUGUCUCCCAAGAUGUGUGCCCUGUUGGUGGCUGGAUCUUACUUUGUUGGCUUUGUGAAUGCAAUGACACAAACAAUUUCCACUUUUUCAUUGUCUUUUUGUGGCUCCAAUAUCAUCAAUCAUUUUUUCUGUGAUGUUCCUCCUUUGUUCAUUCUUUCCUGCACUGACACAACCCUAAAUGAAAUGGUGCUCUUUAUAUUUGCUAUGAUUCAGAGCGUAUGUACUGUGGUAGCAAUUGUGGUGUCAUAUAUGUUCAUCCUGUCUGCAAUCCUGCAGAUCCGUUCAGCCGAGGGGAAACAACAGGCCUUUUCAACAUGUGCCUCCCACCUGAUGGCUGUCACCAUCUUCUACGGAACCACAGCCUUCAUGUACCUGCGGCCUCGCUCUAGUUACUCCAUGAACCAGGACAAAUGGGCCUCUGUGUUUUACACUGUGGUGGUCCCCAUGCUGAACCCCCUCGUCUACAGCCUGAGGAACAAGGAAGUGAAAAAUGCCUUGAGAAGAAUUCCAACACUGAAUAUAACUUUUUUGAAGGGCAUGCAAAGUUCAUAA